AUGUUAUGCGGUGGAGAUAUGAAGACAAAGAACAUGGUGAUCAACGCGGCUGAUCCUCUCAACUGGGGAGCUGCGGCUGAGCAAAUGAAAGGUAGCCAUUUGGAUGAAGUGAAGAGAAUGGUUGAGGAGUUUAGGAAGCCAGUUGUGAAUCUUGGAGGUGAGACUCUCACCAUUGGACAAGUCGCUGCGAUCUCAACCAUUGGUAACGGUGUGAAAGUGGAGCUGUCCGAGACUGCUAGAGCCGGUGUGAACGCUAGCAGUGAUUGGGUUAUGGAGAGUAUGAACAAAGGCACUGAUAGUUACGGUGUUACCACUGGUUUUGGUGCUACUUCUCAUCGCAGGACCAAAAAUGGUGUCGCACUUCAAAAGGAGCUUAUUAGGUAA
Camelina sativa (false flax) is the source of this 384-nucleotide messenger RNA. Lineage: Eukaryota; Viridiplantae; Streptophyta; Magnoliopsida; Brassicales; Brassicaceae. The record is from RefSeq and is a predicted model, not a curated record.